CAAAACAUUGGAGUGACGUUUACAAAUUUUUAUCGGUGUCGUAAAUUUACGAAAAAAUUCGCCACGCAGCAUGGGAGAUCCACCAACUUUGGAUAUGGACUCCAAGAAACCCAGUCCCGAAGAGGAGGUCUCAUCUUCCUCGGACCGGCGACCUUUCGGGGGCUUGGAGUUCCAAGUUUCUGAAGUAGUUGGGAGGCUAGAAGCUGUAGUGAACGCCCAAGAUGCCGUAGAAGAGGAGAAAAAGCCAGAGGCGCGUAAAAUAAGUACUGGUUUCUUUGAGCCAGACGAAAUGCCAAUGGACGAGAUUUUGAAGGUUUUAGAAGACCUGGUCAUGAAAACUGACCCUAGUUGUGAGAGCAUGGAGCCACCCUUGCUGCCGACAGAUGCUGUGACCCGAGCGGCGAUUCUUUCCCAUAGUAUUUCUGCUUUGUUCGCAAGAUUAGAGCGGGGCCAUGCAUCCAGACUCGGAGCUCACAUAGCUAGUGAAACUACGCGGUGGAUGUCGCAUAUGUUCAGGUUGGCAGAAUAUAGUGCAUACUACCACCAAGAACAGUUAGAAGGCCUAGUCCGUGUCACAAGGAUGUUACUACAUCACAGAUACCCAAGAUAUUUGGAAGAUGGAGCGUUAGCGUUCGCCAACCGUCUCCCCUCCAUAUACAGCUGUGUGGCGAGUCCAUUAGGCGUGGUACAGCAUCUGUGUCGGCAGCUCGGUCUGCCGCUCGCCUGUGUUAGACCCGUGCCCGUUGAUGCUUCAGGCAAAAGUAUGGACCUAGAAGCAUUAGAUCGUUUGUGCGAAGAGGACAUCGCAGCUAAUCGCACCCCCCUGCUUGUGCUGGGGGAAGUGGGAGGGCCGCCACUAGGCUGGGGUACACCGCUCGCGUCCCUUGCAGCGUUAUGUAACAAACGAAAUGUGCAUCUACAUGUCCGGGGUCAUGCUUUAGCCCUGCCUGCCGUGAUGCCAAGAGAACAGACAUAUAGCAUAGCAGACUCACUCACAUUAACGCCUGGUCCAUGGUUUGGUGUACCGGGUUUACCCACUGUUACAUUUUAUAGGAUACCGGAACCUAUCACUGCCAACGAUCAUUCCAAAGGAGUAAAUCCGGCUGGUAGUCGAGAAGGCGCUUUAGCUGCACUAGCCGGUUUAACUGCCGGCUCGGCUAGGCUAGCCGCGUUGCCGCUGUGGACAUGCGCGCGCGCCGCCGGUGCUAAGAGACUAGCUAGGCGGAUCGACGCGGCCUUCCGGUCCGCCAGAGCCGCGCGGGCAUUGAUAGCUAAUGCUGACUUGCGGCUAUUGAGUGAGCGGCCAGGGGGUGACGAACCACCAAACGUGGAUUUAGUAGAAGCAAUAUCACAAGCGUCCGCCUGCGUAGCGUUUCAGUUCGCUCCAGCAAAUGUGGAAAAACCGCCACCUUACUACGACAAACUGAAUUCUUGGCUCGGGCAGGUCUUACAGAGGGAAGCUGAUAUGAUUAGUAUAGAAGUAUGUGAAACUGAGCCGCACGGCGUAGUCCUUCGCUACUGUCCCCUAGAAGGGUCUCUUCUGGAAGAGGACCGUGUAGAAGCAUGGGCGAGCGUUUUAGAAGCACAGUUACACGUGUUACACGCGACCGUGGCGCUGAGGGAGCCCUUCCAGCAGAGGGUGAAGGAACACGCGUGUUUGAGACUGGUGCACGUACCUGGAUGGGCAGGUCUAGGCGGUGUUCGAUACAUACCCCCCGGCUGGGAAGAGGCGCCGCCGGAAGAGCUCAACAAUCUAAACAAGCAGCUGGUAGAAACUCUGAGGGCGACGGACGGCGCGUUCUCUUGUGGGGACGGUGAAGACGGGAUGGCCUGUGUAAGAUUUGGCAUGGUGACUGCAGACACAGAUGUGGACGAAUUGUUGGAUCUAGUGAUAUCCGCGGGAAAAGAUGUUGAAGAAAACUCCAAGGCACUCGUCGACAUGACUGAAGUUGUCAAAAAAGGUAUAACGGCAGCCCAAGAAGAGCUAGCGCGCGAGGCGUGGCAGGAGGGGCUGUUGCGGCGGGUCCCAGUUGUGGGCCGCGUGGUGUCGUGGUGGGCUCCACCCGCGCCGCCCGCGGGCCGGCGACUGCUGCUGGCCAAUGGUAUGCUGCAGACCACUGAGGACAUCUACAGAUGCGUACAAAAGAAAGAGAAGGAAGAACCGGCGCGCGCGCAUUCACCCACGCGGCAAACGCAGCCUGAGAACCAAUAGCAUUACACCCGUGAGUCGCCCCUCACACACAUACACACGAAUCUAUUGUAUAAACGAUAAGCGACCAUUAUUGAAAAUAUUUAUGUUCUAGAAUACACUAGUAAGUCGCGUCACAAACGCAUACAUACAAAUACAUUGUAUGAAUGAUAAGCAAAAUUGUGUCAAAGUAAUGAGAUGUAUAACGGCAAACAAUAAUAUAAAAGUAGUGAAUUGUGUCACACUAGACUAAACUACUAUUAUGACUAUUUGCAAAAGUGAUAUGACAAUGAUGAAGAACUGAAGACUCCUGCUGUAUCUAAGGACACCGCUGAAGAUGAUAAUGCCUGGGUUCUGAGUGUUUCCCAAGCAAAUACGGCCACAUGGUCAGAAUGGCCCAUCAAGUCUCUCUUUGAAAUACAACUAUAGAAUAUCACAUCACUUAAAAACCGCACUGAAUGUAUAUGUGGAGCGAUUAAAUGCAGAAAAUAUUUAUUUUAUAAGCGACCUUAUUGCAAAAUUAUAAGGUCUAUAAUAGCACACAGCUGCAUUACAGUGGUGAGUCGCAUCACACUCGCAUACAUAGGGAAUACAUUGUAUAAAUGAUAAGCUUCCUUAUUGAAAAGGAAUAAGGUCUGGAAAAACAACCAAUGGCAUUACAAUAUUUUACAACUAUAAGUCGCGUCACACACGCAUAUAUAGGAAUACAUUGUAUAAAUGAUAAGCAAUCUUAUGGCUUUAGUGUUAAGGUUUAGAACAGCAAAAUUCAAAUGCAUAAUAAACAUCACUAGUUCAUCACUGAGUCUCCUCUCAGUACACGCCCAAAUCGCUGGAAUAAACGAUAAGCAACCUUAUUUGAAAGUAAUAUGGUCUAGAAUAGCAAAACAAAAAGAAGGAAACAAAAAAAAGGACACCAAUAAAUACCAUUAAACUAGGGAGUCACCUCAAAUGCAUACAAAUGAUUAUAAUGUAUAAACAACCUUAUUGUAAGAAGUUAAGGUCUAGAAUGUAUUAAUACUUAUGUAUAUACGUAUUUAUGUAAGAAAAACAUUAGGCAUUGCUUAUAGGCACAAGAAAUUAUUGUGUAAACGAUUGAAAAUCGACCUUAUGUGAUAAGUUCUAAGAUACCUAAUAAAUAAUCUUUGGAACUCAUUUAAAAAUAGAAAGUGGAAUAACUUACUUGUAAAAAAAGUAGGUACAGUACGACCACUUUUAUAAGUCGCAUCGGCAAAAUUCGUUUGUGCCGAAAAGCGCAACCUAAUGCCGACGAAAACCAAAUAUACACCAAUGAAAUAUAGACCUUAUUGCUUGACGUUAAGAUUUUAAACACAA
Messenger RNA from Maniola jurtina (meadow brown), 3520 nucleotides. RefSeq names its product pyridoxal-dependent decarboxylase domain-containing protein 1. The transcript has 15 exons. The record is from RefSeq and is a predicted model, not a curated record. Lineage: Eukaryota; Metazoa; Arthropoda; Insecta; Lepidoptera; Nymphalidae. Gene Ontology annotation, cellular component: intracellular membrane-bounded organelle. Bases 71 to 2212 code for a protein of 713 amino acids.